Messenger RNA from Patiria miniata (bat star), 7935 nucleotides. RefSeq names its product sushi, von Willebrand factor type A, EGF and pentraxin domain-containing protein 1-like. The transcript is spliced from 37 exons. Bases 488 to 7933 code for a protein of 2481 amino acids. NCBI's taxonomy places the organism in Eukaryota, Metazoa, Echinodermata, Asteroidea, Valvatida, Asterinidae. The record is from RefSeq and is a predicted model, not a curated record. Gene Ontology annotation, molecular function: calcium ion binding; protein binding.
AAUCACACAAGGCACGUGUCCCCGAGAUGCGUUCAAAAUUAUAGCCGAUAGAGGGCGUUGUUGAGACUUACUCGCUCAUCCCAAAACUUUCCACCAAUCACAGCCGUGAACAGUCCAAAUCACGUCCUGGAUGUGCCUUGAGUAGCUGUGUGAAGUCGGUCAAUCACACCAAACUGCCCUCGGAGUUUGACCUAUUUAACAUUUCCCGGGUACUUAAUUAUUGAAAUCACAUUCCUGCCAGGGGACUUUCCCCCAAACAUCCCUCACCAUCCGCCCGCCCACGGUUUCCGAAAAAUCAUCAGGAAGAUCCUAAAAAUACGCCAAGCAGGCCGAAGGUGAAUCGGUUUGCCAGGGCCGGUGGGUUUAAACCGCGGCAGCCCCCUCGCGUGAUGUAGCCUUGCACAAACUAACCACAAAGCAAAAGUCAAGUGUCUGUCUGGAAACUCUCCACUUCAUUCUGCAUAACGCACAGCGAUCGACUGUCGAUAUGCAUGCCUUGCUAAUGCUUGGCGGAUUUCUCCCAGCUCUUUGUUGGGUGCUCUGCACGGUAGUCCAGGCCCAGGAAUACCCAGAAUGUCCGCAGACCGCGACCUCCGAGCAUGACCGGGAACAGAUCACCGAAAAAAGCCAACAUUUCGUCCGUGCAUUUGAGAGGUACCAGAACAGACCGGCCGAGAUUGUCUUCGUCUUGGAUUCCUCAGGCAGCGUCGGUCUCGGCCCCUUCGGCUGCCAGGUGCAGUUCGUUCGUCAUUUAUCCAAGCUGUUCAGCGUGUCUCCGGAGAACUCGCGAGUGGCUGUGGUGACAUACUCCAGCUGUGACAAGAUCUACACCGACUUCGACUACAUCAACUCGCCGGUGGGCAAGAACAAGUGCACGCUACUUGGCACCGACCUGCCGCGGACCUACUACCGAGACGGGGGAACGUGUACCGUGGGUGGACUGCGCAGGGCCCAGGAUAUUCUGGCUGGAGCGCGGCCAUCCACACAAAAAAUUGUCUUUGUUCUCACUAAUGGACAAUCCAAUGAUGGUGGCAGCCCGCUACAAGUGGCCGCUGCCCUGCGGAACACAGCUGCAGUCUUUGCCAUCGGCCUGGGCGAGGGCACCAAUGUAGAUGAGCUGAAUGGCAUCGCCUCUUCACCAAGCGAUGACUAUGUCUUCCUGCUGGAUCAGCCGACUGAUGUAGAGAGCUUUGCUGAGAAAGUCAUUGGAGAUCAGGCAGACAUGGCCUCCUGGGAUCGCAACGUGAACUCUGACCUCUGCAACUCCCUCUGCCAAUCAGGAAGCAACUGCUGCGACAUGCGGGCCACCUGCUCAUGUGCAACCAUGACAGGAAGCUAUGGAUGUGCCUGCCAUCCUGGCUACACGGGCGAUGGGAAACAGAAUCAGUGCAGAGCCUGCCCUCGCGGGACCUAUAAACCAGAGUAUGGCAACCAGGGUUGCAUCCACUGCCCUGCUCUCUCUACCACGAUGGCAGAGGGCAGCACAUCCCUCAGUAACUGUCAGUGCCUGGCCGGUCACCAAGGCUCUCCAGCAACAAAAGUCCGGUGCGCACAUGUCAAGCCACCAGUAUUCACCUUUUGCCCUGCGGACAUUUCUCUGGUGACCGAUCGGAACAAGAACUUUGCAACAAAUGCCAGCUGGGACCAGCCUACAGUGAGUGACAACGCAGGCCAGCCACUGGUCACCGGCUCUCCGUCAGCUUCUCAGGAGCGGUUCUAUCUGGGUGUGGCUACUGAGAUCACAUACACGGCGCGUGAUGGCGAGGGUCUGGAGACCAACUGCACUUUCGUUGUCACAGUUGAAGACCAAGAGCCUCCUAGAAGCACCUACUGCCCAGAUAACAUUGAAGCCGAGAGUAGUGAAAGACAGCGUAGUGUCAACUGGACUGUUCCCACCUUCAAAGACAACUCAGAGAUGCCUGUCAAGCUGACGUUCAACUGUUCACCAGGGUCGCUGUUCUUCUGGGGGCCGCCCAAGCAAGUCUGGUACCGAGCCGAGGACCAAGCAGGCAAUGCCGCCUUCUGCAACUUCACAGUUGCAGUGAGACCCGUCGAGUGCGGCCAACCAAACGGCCCACUGAACGGGGAGAGCGGCUGCUCUGAUUGGAUGUGCGGCAAGAUCUGCGAGCCCCGCUGCAACCAAUCAUAUUACUUCUUUGACGGACCCCCGGAAAACGUGUACCUGUGCGGCUUGAAUGACGUGUGGUUGCCUUCGCGGGAGGUACCAGACUGCAGUCCUUACAGUUACCUCGGCAACCAGACAACUUGCCCGCCUGGUACUGAGUUAAUGUCGUUCACUGCUCUUGAAGACACUGUGUGCAUUGCUUGCCCGCGUGGUAUGUACUACUCGGCCGCAGCGGGCUCGGUGCCCUCGUGUCUGCCGUGUUCCACGGGGACCUAUCAGGGGGGAUUCGGUCAGGAGUCCUGCAUGUCCUGCCCGGCCGGUCAAACCACCGCCACGGAAGCCGCCAUAAGCAGCAGCGAAUGCUUCCUAAUUCUUGAAGAUGUCGAGCCACCAGUAUUCACCUUUUGCCCUGCGAACAUAUCUCUGGUGACCGACCGGAACAAGAACUUUGCAACAAAUGCCAGCUGGGACCAGCCUACAGCGAGUGACAACGCAGGCCAGCCACUGGUCACUGGCUCUCCGUCAGCUUCACAGGAGCGGUUCUAUCUGGGUGUGGCUACUGAGAUCACAUACACGGCGCGUGAUGGCGAGGGUCUAGAGACCAACUGCACUUUCGUUGUCACAGUUGAAGACCAAGAGCCUCCUAGAAGCACCUACUGCCCCGAUAACAUCGAAGCUGAGAGUAAUGAAAGACAGCGUAGUGUCAACUGGACUGUUCCCACCUUCAAAGACAACUCAGAGAUGCCUGUCAUGCUGACGUUCAACUGUUCACCAGGGUCGCUGUUCCACUGGGGGUCGCCCAAGCAAGUCUGGUACCGAGCCGAGGACCAAGCAGGCAAUGCCGCCUUCUGUAACUUCACAGUUGCAGUGAGACCCAAGACGUGCCCCGCCCUUCUCUCCAAACAACACAUGAGGAUCCGUCCAGCCUCCUGUGAGAAGCAGAUUCAAGAAUACACCUCUGAGUGUUUCUAUGAAUGCAAGAAUGGAUUCUGGUUGAAAGGGGUGAACCGGAGGGCCUGUCAAGCUGACGGGACGUGGUCAGAUUCAUCGAUGGAAAACACCUGUGUUGAUGUUGAGCCACCAGUAUUCACCUUUUGCCCUGCGAACAUAUCUCUGGUGACCGACCGAAACAAGAACUUUGCAACAAAUGCCAGCUGGGACCAGCCUACAGCGAGUGACAACGCAGGCCAGCCACUGGUCACUGGCUCUCCGUCAGCUUCUCAGGAGCGGUUCUAUCUGGGUGUGGCCACUGAGAUCACAUACACGGCGCGUGAUGGCGAGGGUCUGGAGACCAACUGCACUUUUGUUGUCACAGUGGAAGACCAAGAGCCUCCUAGAAGCAUUUACUGCCCCGAUAACAUCGAAGCUGAGAGUAAUGAAAGACAGCGUAGUGUCAACUGGACUGUUCCCACCUUCAAAGACAACUCAGAGAUGCCUGUCAAGCUGACGUUCAACUGUUCACCAGGGUCGCUGUUCCACUGGGGGCUGCCCAAGCAAGUCUGGUACCGAGCCGAGGACCAAGCAGGCAAUGCCGCCUUCUGCAACUUCACAGUUGCAGUGAGACAAUACCCUUGCCCCUUCUACCCCCCACCGCAGAAUGGAGCUCUGGCUUGUGAGACCUGGCUUGGUGGCCAGGUCUGCCGGGUGGCCUGCAACGAGAACUUUGACUUCAAUCGGAAUCCUGCGAGUGAAUACUACUGCAGAACGCCUUUUGGCAGUGACGUGGCCGAGUGGGGGCCGUUUUUCAACGACCGAAACCCAGCUGACUUUAGGGUCCCCUGGCCCGAUUGCUCUGAAAUGAGAGAUCCCAAUGCAGAGGUGACACGGGGGGUGCAGUUCUACGUCGGGGAUUGCCAGCUGGACGAGCGCGCAAAAGCACAGAUUGCUGCGGACUUCGUGGCCAGGUUCCAGGAAUUGAGCCAACUUGCGCCCGGCUUCUGCCAGGCGGACGCUGGCUGCAGCGUGGAGAAUGUGAAGGUGACCUGUGGGGCAGUGGAUGGACGGCGGAAGAGACGACGCAGGCAAACCAAUGACCUGGCCUUGGAAAUAGAGUUCACCGUGGUCGUCAAUUCAGCUCAUCAGCCACAGAUUCAGAACACCUCCUCCGCUGUCAGUCCCAGCAUGAAUUCCGUCCAGGUACUCAACAACUUCAUGGAGACCAUGGACAUGGUCGUCUCAGCAGGACUGCUCAACAUUUCCGCCGGGAACGGCAACAUGCUGUCGCCUGUCGGGCCAGUUAACGUCUUGGAGCCAGUCUCACUGUCGUGUCAGGACGGGGAGGUCCUACGAAAUCAGUCAUGCGUUGUCUGCCCAACUGGUACAUACCAUGACAUCGAGGGCGGUGUUUGCCAAGACUGCAGCGCUGGUUUCUAUCAGGACUCUGAGGGGCAGAUGUCCUGUCUACGGUGUCCCCAGGGAACAACUACCCGCCGCAAAGGCUCCAAAUACCCGGAGGAUUGUAAAGCCCCCUGUCCAAUGGGUACCUACUCUGCCAGCGGUCUCGUAACGUGCAUGGCGUGUCCACGGGGAGCUUACCAGCCUUAUAGAGGCUCCACGUAUUGCCUGCCGUGCCCUGAGGGCCUGACAACCUGGACAGAAGGCGCCCUCUCAGUGGACGAAUGCACUGGUGAAUGUCCAUUGGGCAGCUACUCUGGUACAGGGUUUGCACCAUGUAUGCCGUGUCCCAAGGGUUCCUUCCAGCCUCUAAGGGCCCAGAAAUUCUGCCUUACCUGCCCGGACGAACUUUACACCCACCACGAAGGUGCACACCACAUAGCCUAUUGCCAAGUGAUCAAUGAGUGCGAGUCGCAGCCGUGCAGGCAGGGAGCUGUCUGCAUUGACCUGCCCAAGGGCUACCAGUGUCUCUGCCCGACGGGCUACACCGGCCCCGACUGCGAGGUGAACAUCGAUGACUGUGACCACGAUCUCUGUCUGAAUAACGGGACCUGUCAGGACAUGGUGGCUGGCUACCAGUGCGAAUGUGCAGCGGGGUAUGAAGGAGAACACUGCCAGAUUGACUUGGAUGAAUGCGAAUCAAAUCCUUGCAGUAACAAUGCGAUCUGCACCGACGGUCCUCACUCCUACACGUGCCAGUGUGCGCCUGGGUUUACCGGAGAAUUUUGUGAGGUGAACUUCUUCGACUGCGCGUCAGAUCCCUGUCAGAACGACGGAACGUGCGUGGAUCUGGCCCAGAAUUACACCUGCUGUUGCCGGCCGGGCUAUAGAGGGCGCAAUUGUGAGAUCCUGGUCGACCACUGCCAGUCGGAUCCAUGCAGGAAUAACGCCACCUGUAUGGCCAACUUCAAUGGGGUGACCUGUCAGUGCAUGCCUGGGUUUAAGGGAGAGAGGUGUGACGUUGAGCUCAACGAGUGCGAGUUACAGCAAGUGGUAUGUCAACACGGAGGGACCUGCGUGGACAUUGUGAAUGACUUCCGAUGCGCUUGCACCCCGGGUUACUCCGGCGUCAACUGCGAAACAGCUCUCUCGAGUGACUUUGACCUCAGUUUCCCCGAAGCCCGGACCUCGGACUACGCCAUGCUGCGUGGCACCCUACCCUCCCUCCACGCGCUGACCGUUGCCUUCUGGAUGCGAACCUCGGACAAGGCCAACGCUGGCACACCACUGUCGUAUGGCACGCGGGAGCCAGACGGCACGGUGCAAGACAACGCCUUCACGGUCAGCGACUACAACAGCUUGGCCAUCAUCCUGAACGGAGAGUUCAUGUACACAGAUGAGAAAUUGAACAGUGAUCCCAACUGGCGUCACGUUGCCAUCACGUGGGCAAGCCUGGACGGCCGAUGGGCCAUGUACGUGGACGGAGCAGUCAGGCGGUCAGGUCAGGGCUUCCAGACCGGCUCAGUCAUACGAGGCUCUGGGGUGCUGGUUCUUGGGCAGGAGCAAGACAGCUACGCUGGCUCCUUCGCGCAGACACAGGCCUUCGUGGGUGACCUGAGCCAGUUGAAUAUGUGGGACUACGCCAUGACAUCUGAGGAGAUUACGUUGGUCUACUCUUCUUGUGCAGCAUCAGGGAAUGUGCUGGCCUGGUCACAGGUCACCUCCAAUCUCCACGGAGAGGUCAGCCUUGUUCAGAGCUCACAACUUUGUCCACGUAUAAAUGAGUGUCAGCCGUCAACGUGUCGAAACGGUGCCACAUGUACUGAUCUGGUUGGGGCUUUCAAGUGUCACUGUGCCUUGGGUUACCAUGGCACAAAUUGCGAACUACUGAGGACGUCCUGCACCACAGAAACAUGUCUUAAUUAUGGGAGUUGCCAUAGCAACGGCUCCCUGCUGUUCUGCAGAUGUGCUCCCGGUUACUCAGGAGAACGAUGUGAGUUGCGCGACCUGUGCCAGUCUGUCACAUGCUUGAACAGUGGUGCCUGUGUGAAUGAUGGCGUGGUUGCAAAAUGCAACUGCGCUCCCGGUUUCACAGGUCGUGUUUGCGAGUACGACGUUAACGAAUGUGACUUGGAAAACGGCGGUUGUGCACACACGUGCCACAAUACACAGGGCUCCUUCUACUGCGGUUGUAAUAGUGGAUUUGCGUUGCAGCCUGAUGGCCAUUCCUGCAAUGAUAUUUCCUAUUGUAUACAUGAAGGAAGAUUCCACCUUGCAAAUGACGUUUGGAAUUUCAAGUGUUCCACCUGUCAAUGUGAGCAAGGUGCUGCCAUGUGUCAGGUCAAAGAAUGUCCUGAAAUCAAAUGUCGCAAGAAGGAGUAUGAAUACCAAGCUCCUGGUGCCUGCUGUCCGCAGUGCUUACCAGCUUCAAAGAUCUGCACGGUCACCCGCGACGGCUGGCACGCGACCUAUGACUUCAAACGGUACGGACACCGAGGCAACUGCCGCUACGUGUUGAGCCAGGACUGUGUGGGCAGCCAGUUCACCGUAGAGGUCCAGUACGAAGCCAACAAGAAGAAGAUCAAGAAGUGGGCACUGUGGCUGCGGCUGGACUGCGUGGAGGUGGAGAUUGAUUAUGAUGGCUCAGUCAAGGUUACCGGUGUCCCCGUUGAGCUGCCAUACCUCCAUGCCGAGCCCAUGAAUGUCAUGGUCACACGCGCCAACUCGUCCACCGACGACGGCCGCGGUGUCAUGAUCCAGACAGACCGCGGUGUGGUGAUCCAGUGGUCCAGGUUUGGCGCCAUCCAGGUCCAAGCCCCGGGAACGUACAGAGGCCAGCUCUGCGGCCUGUGCGGCAACAUGAACGGCAACCGCAAGGACGACUGGACCACGCGGCAGUUCCUGCCGGCCCGCUCGGCCAAGGAGUUUUCCCACAGCUGGAAGGUGGACGGGUACCGCUACUGCGCCAAGCCCAAGGCUCGCGGCACCAGUCGCUUGGCCUUUGGAGGCAUCACCGGUGAUAAGAUCUCAGCCUGCUCUAGUCUGGGCUUCACCUUUCUGAAAGACAUCAGGAAGAAGUGCAGUGUUCUCAGGCUAAGAGCUUUCCAGAUAUGCCACUCUGUAGUCAGUCCAACCAGUUACUUUGAGUGGUGCAUGCAGGAUGCCUGUACAUGUAGCUCCAAUGAGCCCUGCCACUGUGAAGCCAUAGCGGCCUACAUGUACGAGUGCCAGCGCAACAACAUCAAGAUCAAGUGGACGGGCAACAACGCUUGCAGCAUUCGGUGUCCAGAUGGCAUGAUGUACGAUCACUGCGGCCCGGCCUGCCUUCCGUCUUGCGAAGACCCCAUCCCUACUGGGGCUGAGUGCCGGACACGCACCUGUGUAGCUGGCUGUCAGUGCCCAGCCGGAACGGUACAUCAUAAUGAGAACUGCAUCCUGCCCAGCGACUGUCCAGCAAGACCAGAAGGAGCUUAAAA